AUGACACGUCGAACCAUCCACCUCAUAGCAUCCCGCAAUGCCGAAGCUCAGCGGGCGCACUUUUCGAUCUUUGUUCCUGCCGAGGGGGCACCAGACCAAGGAACCCUGAUCGAGGCUGUAGGCGCACCGAUGGCCGGCUACAUGCUGGAAUUCCGACGCAACUAUUCUCCCACCAACGACGCCAUCGAGAACUACGAGAUGCUUCCGCUCGGCGAAAUUGACUCCGCCAACAUCGUCGAUGACCCAUCGGGCGUGAAGAGCGCGGAUGUCAACCCCAGGGAUGACCUCGAAGUCGCCGCUUCUCAAGUUCCUACCCCGGGGAUCGCCGAAAACUUCCUGGCACCAGUCAACGAUACUACCAACAAGCGAGACCAGGAGUGGACGAUGGAGUAUAUCCGCCACCUUGUUGGGAAACGCCUUAUCGGACCAGAAGCGAUCCAGAUCGUGCAUUCGAAACGAGAUCCACCAACCCACGGCCUUGGCUUCCAGCCUAGCCUGCGACGCUCGAUCUAA
Messenger RNA from Penicillium canariense, 513 nucleotides. RefSeq lists its product as uncharacterized. NCBI's taxonomy places the organism in Eukaryota, Fungi, Ascomycota, Eurotiomycetes, Eurotiales, Aspergillaceae. The coding region runs from base 1 to 513 and encodes 170 amino acids. The record is from RefSeq and is a predicted model, not a curated record. The transcript is spliced from 2 exons.